UGAGUAAUCUAAACUGGACCACGGACACGAUUUUUACAUUUCAAACGAGAAAAUUUCCCAAGCGAAUAUGAAGAUUACAUAGAGGGCUUCCAAAAUGUCUGUCCAGACAAUGUGUUUGGCGCUAAUAUUCUGUGCCACUCUCUUUUUGGGUGUGAUAGAAUGCAUUGUGUAUGUGAAAAACGGCCGCGAAGCCAAUUUAGGUGAUUUUCCGUGGCAAGUAUCGAUUCGGGAUUUAAGUCCGUCGGUGCACGAGUGCGGAGGUGUCAUCAUUUCCAAAAGCUGGAUUCUGACCACCGGAAGCUGCUUGAAAGGAGUUGUAAAUCCACUCAUUUCGACCGGCACAAUCGACAUAUUAAAUCCGGGAAUCGUUUACGAGGUCGGCCUAAUCCGCAAUCACCCUGACUACCAGCAGUAUUCAAAUUCAAACGACAUCGCUUUGCUCAAGACCAGGUUUGAUAUCAACUUCAACGAUUUCACUAAAUCAAUUCCUCUGACGGACGAUCCGAUUUCUGCAUAUAACAAAGGAGAACUCGCUGGCUGGGGGCUGGACCACUAUGAGGCAGCACUUUAUUCUAAACAUCUAAGGAUAACUGAGAUGACCGUGAUGGAUUCGGAAGUGUGUCGAUCGUUGUUCUCCCAGAAAAACGUGCCGCUGGGCGGAGAUCAGUUCUGCGCUGGCUCCGCCAUCACGGGCGCUUGUCGCGGAGACGAAGGCGGCGGCUUCGUCUCGCGGAAACAAAAUUCGGACGAAAGUCUGCUGGUAGGGCUGAUCAGCGACAACUUCUGCUCCCUCAACAACUUCCCGACGGCAUUCACCGACGUCUACUUCCACCGCGAGUGGAUCAGGAAUAUCACCGGAAUUUAAAAUUGACACUGCUAUAAUUUUAGGAUUAGAAUAAAAUUUUGUUUCUUAAAC
Cloeon dipterum is the source of this 916-nucleotide messenger RNA. RefSeq names its product trypsin-6-like. The transcript has 5 exons. Gene Ontology annotation, molecular function: serine-type endopeptidase activity. The record is from RefSeq and is a predicted model, not a curated record. Gene Ontology annotation, biological process: proteolysis. The coding region runs from base 95 to 865 and encodes 256 amino acids. NCBI's taxonomy places the organism in Eukaryota, Metazoa, Arthropoda, Insecta, Ephemeroptera, Baetidae.